AUGGAACGGUCCCGGUUUCCGCUCAGCCCCGGGUUGGCGAAAAGCGACAGAGUGUCAGCAUCGGCCCAUCAAUAAUAAGAUAAAGCAGGCUACUAGCCCUACUAGAUGUUGGACGCUUCCAGAAACCUCCUCCUCCUCCGGGCCUUCCAGAAAGCCCCGCGCCCACGUCAUCGCGGGGAAUAGAAUAAGGGAAGGGAAGGCGAGGAUGGUUCCAAUCCUUCCAGAACCGUCUGGAACGUUCGCCCCGCCGUGUUCGGGGGGUACGUGUGGGGGCGGGGGCUUUAUAAAUAAGCUGGCUCUGGUCCUGACGGGCGCCGAGCUUGAGCGCCCCAAAUCAAAGUACGGCGAGGGAAAAAAAGGAUAGGAAUGUACUGUACUUCCUCCCGUACUUCUUCCCCCCUGCAAUUCGAUUCGAUUUCUUCUCCUUCUUGGUCUGGUUUUGGGAGGCCUGUGCUGUGCUGUCUCCUCUUUCCAUCUGUCUUUUACAUUUGGCCACUUCACUCCCCCUUUUUCUCUAUUGCUGCUGCAGUGCUGCUGCUGCUGCUUCUUACUGGCGUGGAUAAUGGGAGCUCUGCGAUUUGGGAGCUGGAAUCGCCGAUUUUCUCGUUUUGCUCCAUGAAGUCUUCCGCUGAUUGGUGGUGAUCCCCUAAAUUGGUCCAGCACUAGCUUCAGAUUUUUGGACACAUUUUUUGCUCCCGUUUUACACCGUUUCUUCAGAAGUAAUUUCCCCUUCACUUUACAGCAAUCUUGGGUAGGUUUCUGAUUUUGAUUUCUCGCAAGUCUUCGAUAUUUGCUUCAGAAAGGUCAUUUACGGGUUUAAUCUGUUUAUUGAAGGGCGACAUUUUUUAAGAAAACAUCGCCCUAUUUAGCCGGUUCUUGGUUGCUGGUUCGAUCAGCGGUACUCUGGAAUCCAUUGACUUGGUUGUUUCGCUUAACCAUGUAUCCGUUCAGCGGCAUUGUGAAAGAGGAGGAAUUCGACUUCGCGGGAGCUUACUACGCAGCGGAAGAUGGCGGCUCGCCGUCUUCCUGGGCCGCCGGCGCCGGCGCAUCGGAGCUUCCCCGGCCGAUGGACGGGCUCGGCGAGGCCGGGCCGACGCCGUUCCUGACCAAGACGUACGACGUGGUGUCCGACCACAGCACGGACACCGUCGUGUCGUGGAGCGUCGCCGGCAACAGCUUCGUGGUGUGGGACGCCCACGCCUUCUCCAGGGUGCUCCUCCCGCGCUACUUCAAGCACGGCAACUUCUCCAGCUUCGUCCGCCAGCUCAACACCUAUGGGUUCAGGAAGGUUGAUCCGGACAGGUGGGAGUUCGCGGCAGAGGGGUUCCUGCGGGGCCAGAAGGAGCUCCUGAAGACGAUCAGGCGGCGGCGGCCAUUGUCGUCUUCGUCGUCGGCACAACAGCAGCAGCAGCAGGGGGCGGCGGCGGGGUGUCUGGAGGUGGGGCAGUUCGGGCACGAAGGCGAGGUGCACCGGCUGAAGCGGGACAAGGGCGUCCUGAUCUCCGAGGUGGUGAAGCUGCGGCAGGAGCAGCAGGCGACCCGCGCGCAGAUGCAGGCCAUGGAGGCCCGCAUCGUCGCCACGGAGCAGAAGCAGCAGCAGAUGACGGUCUUCCUGGCGCGCGCCAUGAAGAGCCCCGGCUUCCUCCAGAUGCUCAUUGACCGCCAACAGGGCCAAGGCCCACAGGGCCACCUGGGCCCGGGCCAGGCCCAGCUGCGGAGGGAGCUCGAGGACGCGCUCUCCAAGAAGCGCCGCCGGCCCAUCGAUUACCUCCUCCCCCGCAACGGCGAUACCAGCGCCGCAAGUUACAGCGCCGCGGCGGCGGCCGCUGCAGCACGUGAUUACGUUCCCGGACUUGCCGACGGCCAUGCGAGGGCGGAGGACGGCCGAAGCGGCGGCGGGGAGGACACCGAGAGCUUCUGGAUGGAGCUGCUGAGCCUCGGCCUGGAGGAGAAGCAGGGAGGAGGAGCAGGGGGCGGCAGCGGCAGCGGGGAAGGGGGCGGCGCCGAGACGGACAACGAGGUGGACGACGAGGUGGACGUGCUCGUGCAGAGCCUGUACCACCUCAGCCCCGGCGGAGCCCACAACGCAGAGUGAGCGAAGAUUCCAGAAGAAGGCCCUAGAAUGUUCCGUUCGGCUUCGAAGAAGGACCUGUAGGGUAGGAGGACGCCGCGACGGGCGGGGGUAGCAGUGGUUCGUGGGUGCUCCGUCUCCUUUUGUUCAUUUUUUAGUACCGGUUUGCCUGACAUCUUGUCGGCAGGCGCAAGUGGCCAAAAACAGAAAGGGCACUUGCUUGUCUGGGCGGGAAUGGUGGAAUAAUGCCAGAGAGGCUUUCUAGAUUUAGUACUCCAAGUGGAUAUAUAUUAGAUCCUGAGUAGCCUUUGUUGAAGAUCCUUUUCUUUCACGCUGGAAGUCCAGCGGAGCAGCCAAAUCUAGCAGGUACUGAUAUUUUCUCUGGCUGUUGGCUGUGAAGAAGUCGAUGGCUAGAGACCGUUUAUGGAAAAGGACCGACUAAGCAACCUUUUGAAUGAA
Brachypodium distachyon (stiff brome) is the source of this 2530-nucleotide messenger RNA. Its product is annotated as heat stress transcription factor A-2a. The transcript has 2 exons. Gene Ontology annotation, cellular component: nucleus. Gene Ontology annotation, molecular function: DNA-binding transcription factor activity; RNA polymerase II cis-regulatory region sequence-specific DNA binding. The record is from RefSeq and is a predicted model, not a curated record. NCBI's taxonomy places the organism in Eukaryota, Viridiplantae, Streptophyta, Magnoliopsida, Poales, Poaceae. The coding region runs from base 938 to 2095 and encodes 385 amino acids. Gene Ontology annotation, biological process: regulation of transcription by RNA polymerase II.